Messenger RNA from Ophidiomyces ophidiicola, 2166 nucleotides. RefSeq lists its product as uncharacterized. The record is from RefSeq and is a predicted model, not a curated record. NCBI's taxonomy places the organism in Eukaryota, Fungi, Ascomycota, Eurotiomycetes, Onygenales, Onygenaceae. The transcript has a single exon. Bases 1 to 2166 code for a protein of 721 amino acids.
AUGCUCAACUUUCCAGAUUUAGAUAGGUCGCUGACUCCCUUCGCCAGCGACUGGACAGUCUCUAGGCCGAAAAUACUCUCUACAUAUCGUUUGUUUCUUUCCCGACUUGAACACCAGGCUAAACCGACGAUGAGAGGCUCUGCCACGGAACGUACUCCGCGAACCCCCGGAUCUCGGACUUCAAAACGAUUGCGACGUCUAGAGCCCGGCACGGAACUCGACAAUGACUAUCCAAGCUCGUCAACUGGCUUAACGCCCCAUAUCUCGCGCACGAGAAUUGUCGUUUCUAGUCCAAUUAGACCAAACUACGACGAAAGGUUAAGCGGAAAGACGCAAGACAACCAGCGCCAUUAUACGACUCCCCACCCUAAGACCAAGACCAAGCGGAAGCUGGGCUUUGAACCAUCCCCUUCGAAACAAACAACGCAUUCCUACCACUAUAUCCCUUUUAGCGAUAUCCUCGAUUCCAGGACGAAACGGCGUAUCGGUCGCGCAGGGUUCAGUGAGGAGAUGAAUAGAAUUGAGGAGACAAGAAGAGUUCGCAAAAGGAUUGAGAAAGAAAAGGAUGAGGAGAUGCAAAGACUAAGGGAUGAGUUGAAUGUACUCAGAAGCGGACGAACUCCUCAUUAUGACACACCCGAUAUAUCUGGUGAAGACUCUGAUCUGCCUUCAAGUAUUGGAGGAGAUGACAUGGAAGUGGGUUUCAAUGAAGGGCUCACUGACGCUGAAUGUAUGGAUAAAUUGAUACAUGGUCCUCCUGUUUUCACAGAUGCUGGAACGCAAGUAUCAUUCCAUAGCUGUCGAGGAGAAGUCCGGUCUUUGAAAGAAGACCUUGAACAGAGGAAAGCAGAGAAAAAGAGGCUCUUUCAUGAGUGGCAGGGAAUUUGCAAGCCUCGAAAACAAAAUGGUAAACCGAAUGACACCGACACAGCCCUUUCCACUCCGCCGCCAGACCUGGCAGUGCAGAUUCUUGCCAGCCUGCGGGAGGCCACCACCCGCGCGGCCGAAGCGGCUCAAACAGUUGAGACUGUUCAGAAUGCACUCUCCAGCCACGGCUUCGAUGGCGUUCACGCCAUGGAAGUUAUCGCCAACAUUGGCUCGCGCUUUCGGCAUGCGCGACUAGAGCUUGAAAGAGCUGUACCAGGUGAGACUGCAAAUGCGAACUUGUCAAACUGGAGUACAACGAUCGACGCUAUGGUGGAACGUAUCGGCCGAUUUGCAGCAGAUCUAAAAAGGGCACAGAGUCAAGUAACAGGGUACCAAGAACGUGAGGUGGCGCUGCGUCGACAAUUUGACGCUGCGCUACUCCGGUAUGAUGAAACAUCGAAAAGGAAUGAAAAUCUUCAAAAGUACACCGAAACAAUUGCAGAAGAUAUGCUCAACGCGCGAAUAAAACUCCAGAAGCUCGAAAAAGAGAUCCAACACCUUGCAACUGAUAAGAGCCGACUUUUAGAUACCUUGGAGUGCUACCGAGAGGAUGUCAGGAUGCUAGAGAAAUUGAACUCGCAAUUAGAAGAUGAGAUUGCUGCUUCGAGGAAUCAAGUGGACAUUCUCGAGACAGCGAAUAAUAAAUUGGACGAAAAAAAUGAGUUGUCCAAAGCCAGAAUUGCAAGCCUGGAGCGUAAUUUAGCCAAUGAAUACUCUCUCCGACAGAAGAUGCAGGCAUCUCUGCAGCGGUGUAAUUCCGAAAUCUCAAGUCUCAGGCUUCGAAUGGAGAAACUGGAAAGUGAACAUGAUGUCGUUGUAACUGCACUCAAACAAAAGAAUACCGAACAAUUCAAUGGACAUGAAAAGGAGAUUGGGCUGUUGAAUGUCCGCCUUUCCUCGGUUUCAACCUCUCUCAAUAAUACCAGAAUCGAAACCGAAAGAUUAGAAGACCAGAAGCUUGUCUUACAGAGACGGCUAGCGGAUUUUGAACAGCUCUUUUCGCGAGACGCUAUCCGCACAGCGCAAGAUAGAGCGAAAGAGACUGUCGAGGCCUUUGAGGAAUGGCAAAGGAAAGUGGAUCUUCUGGAGAAGGCUUCGCCUCCAGAAACGCAUAGCUUUGCUAUUGGAAGUGAGCCAAUUACGCCAGCAACGGUAACUCGAUUCAAAAAUGUAGAGAUAGAAAGGGGGAGGAAAAGGAGAAGAGUCAUUAGUAGCCCACUGGAGGAGGAACAAGGAUAA